Molecule: messenger RNA, 621 nt
Organism: Cordyceps militaris CM01
Lineage: Eukaryota; Fungi; Ascomycota; Sordariomycetes; Hypocreales; Cordycipitaceae
Product: cytoplasmic thioredoxin, putative
Exons: 3
Coding region: 1-621 (206 amino acids)
Source: RefSeq, a predicted model, not a curated record
AUGACAAAGCUUGCUUGCCUCUUGUGCAACCACGCCUGCAUCUUUCCAAACGCUAAUCGCCAUCACAUCAUCCAGCCACGACUGGUUGCACUGCCCUCCGUCCGUCCCUCCCUCCACUGCACCCUCGUCCUCUAUAAGAGCAACCCGUACCCGCUCGAUCUUCCCGAGUCCGGUUUCAAAAUGUUCUCAUCCGCACGCAUCAUCCGCUCCCACACUUUGCGCACCGCAUCCAUUGCUCGCCCAGCCACCAUCGCUCCUCUUCAGAACCGACUCUUCCACGCUACCCGCCCAGCCAUGACUGUCCAGGUCGUCACCACCGCCGACGAAUUCCGUCAGGCCGUCGCAAACAACAAGGUCGUCAUUGUCGACUCGUACGCCGACUGGUGCCCGCCUUGCAAGGCCAUUGCCCCCAUCCUGGAAAAGCACUCCAACUCGGACGAAUUCAAGGACAAGGUGCACUUUGUCAAGUUUGACGUGGACAAGAUCCCCGAAAUCUCGCAGGAGCUCCGCGUCAGCUCCAUUCCCGCCUUCUUCUUCUUCAAGGACGGCAAGCAGGUUGAUAACUUUGUCGGCGCCAACCCCGCUGAGCUCCAGCGUCUACUCAAGACGCACUCGGCCUAA